This is a messenger RNA of Mercenaria mercenaria, 624 nucleotides long. RefSeq lists its product as uncharacterized. NCBI's taxonomy places the organism in Eukaryota, Metazoa, Mollusca, Bivalvia, Venerida, Veneridae. The transcript has 2 exons. The record is from RefSeq and is a predicted model, not a curated record. The coding region runs from base 33 to 491 and encodes 152 amino acids.
UCUAACGUAGACUUAACUCAAAAAAGGAUAAAAUGUUUCAGAAAUUUGUUGCAGCAUUUGUCAUAUUUGUGACAACUUUUCGUUAUAGUAUUUCUGAACCACACUGUUCUAAAUUCCACUACGAAGAGAAGCUCUUAGAAAAAAUGAUAAGACUUGAAAUUUCUGUGGAAGCAAUGAAAAAGGAAACUGAAGAGUCUCGGAACCAAGUAACGACAACUCUUGGUAAUCUGCAGACAGAAAGAAGCACAUGGAAAGAAACAUUACUGACCAUGAAAGACGCAAGCAUUACAGCAUUAGACACUGCUAUUCAAGAAACAAAAACACAAGUUCAAGAGGAACUAAACGUACUGGCGGCUCAGAAAGAAAGAUCGAAUAAAGAACUGAAGGAGAGCGUGAAAAUACAAGAGGUCGUUUUAUUCUCUGCAAGACGUCCAAAAUAUUAUUCACUGACAAGCGGACAAACUGAUUUUCACAGAGAUCAUUUUAAAUAAAGGCGACGCUUACAACAAAGAGAAUGGUGUAUUUACCGCUCCUUAUACUGGCGUUUAUACCUUUACUGUACAAUUCUGUGUGUAUAAUGGGAAGUAUUUGGAUUUUGCCUUCAUGGCCAAUGACAAACCUUUU